Molecule: messenger RNA, 5052 nt
Organism: Limulus polyphemus (Atlantic horseshoe crab)
Lineage: Eukaryota; Metazoa; Arthropoda; Merostomata; Xiphosura; Limulidae
Product: kinesin-related protein 4-like
Exons: 19
Coding region: 203-4915 (1570 amino acids)
Biological process (GO): actin filament bundle assembly
Cellular component (GO): plasma membrane; actin cytoskeleton
Molecular function (GO): actin filament binding
Source: RefSeq, a predicted model, not a curated record
UUUGUCACCGAAUUUUGUAAGCCUUUACUUUAGAGCCUACUUUAAGUUUCAACAUGAUUUGAGGUUUAGAACUAGAAGAAAUGGGUACAUACAACAAACUUUCAGCCAAGUUAGCUUGAAUUUAAAGUUAUUCUCGCCGUGGGGUAAGGCAGUUUUAAACAAAUUUGUACCAAUAUUUCCACUUUGCAAGUCUUUUGAAACCAUGCCAAGAGUGAAGACACUAACAGAGAUGGGGGAUAGCACUGUAAGUAAAAAUGCUCCCUUAUCCCCUGAAGGCAGCAAGCUUCUAAACAGUCCAAUAACCUUAGAUUUUGACCCCUUGAGUUUUGAAUUCAAAGAUGGCAAUUCUGGUAGUCUAACCACUAAUAAGCAUGGUUUUGAAGGUGCUAGGACAGAAGUAGAAGCUCCAAAAAGUAAAAGGCAACGUAACUCAGCGAAGGUCCAUGAUAACAUUGAUUUAAACAUAGAAAAUACAUCUCUUGGAACACAGAAUAAAUCACAUUAUACUUCAAAAAAUAAAACAAAAAAUUCUCAUUAUAGAAGUAGGAAAGAUAGUGAUUCCUCAAGUGAUGAGCAGCAGAGCCCUAGCUCCGGAUCUGGAUCAGAAUCUGAUGUAGAUUCUCCAGAUUCACAUGCAGAAGCUGAUAAUAAUAAGUAUUUUAAAGGACAGUUACAUAGCAAUAAUUCUGAAGAAAAAAGGGCCAUAGCUCAAAGAAAUGGACAGACAAUUCAAUCUCAAAAAUCAGAUAAUGAAGGUAAUGAGUCACAAACCACAAGUGAUGCAGUUACUUGUACAGAAACAGAUGAUUCUAAGAUUACCUCACCUUUAACAACUAACUAUGACCUUAGCUACAGCUUUGAAGAUAUUCCCCACUUUAGGAGUAUUGCUAAGCACAGACCAAGAUACCAUGACAUUGAUAGUGAGGAGUACAAUGUAGGAGAUGUACUUGAAAAGUCUGUUAAUGAAGAAAAACAGCCAUCAUUAGAUUUACACCUACAUGCAGACUCUGGGUAUGUAACAAAAGAUUUGACGUAUGAUAAACAUGUUAUUGAGGAUACUUGUAGAAAGAACAACAAAGUCAUGCUUGAGGAAUCAGAAAAUAAAUAUGAUUUAGACCUAGAAGAAAAGGUUGAGUGUGCUGAGGACCUUGUAGAAAGAGAUGGUUCAGAACCAAAAAAUCAGGAGGUUGUGGAGCAUGAGUUUUCAGUUUCUGUAGUUGCACAGAAAGAGCAUGGCUCAGUGAAUAAAGACAGUGAUCAUUUUGUAACAACUAAAGACAACCAGCAUGAGAAGGAAGAAAGCUUUGUAAAAACGAUUCACAAUGAACAUGAAGGUGAAGAGCAUGUUGUAACUACCAAAGACAGUGAGCAUGAAGGUGAAGGACAUGUUGUAACUACCAAAGACAGUGAGCAUGAGGAUGAAGAGUAUUCUGUAUCAAACAAAAACAGUGAGCAUGACAAUGAAGAGCAUGAUGUAGCAAACAAAGACAGUGAGCAUGAUGAUGAAGAGCAUGAUGUAACAAAUAAAGACAUUGAGCAUGAUGGUGAAGAGCUUGCUGUAACAAACAAAGACAGUGAGCGUGAUGAUGAAGAGCUUGCUGUAACAAACAAAGACAGUGAGCAUGAUGAUGAAGAGCUUGCUGUAACAAACAAAGACAGUGAGCAUGAAUAUGGAGAGCAUGAUGUAUCAAACAAAGACGGUGAUCAUGACAAUGAAGAGCAUGAUGUAACAAACAAAGAUAGUGAGCUUGAGGAUGAAGAACAUGUUGUAACAACCAGUGAGAGUGAGCAUGAUGAUGAAGAGCAUGAUGCUAUGCAUGAAAAGUCAGAUACUUCUGACUCAGAUGUGGAGAAAAGUGGAAAGAAGAAAACAACCACUCAGAAAACAACUGCAUCUUCGGUAAACGUGGUUGAGAAACCAAGAUAUUCAACCUCCAGUAAUGAAUCACGAGAUGAAGAAAAAAUCAAAACAUUGAAAGAAAGUCAUGAGGAAAAGAUCACAACUACUACAAAGCUAGAACAGAAAACUACCAGGCAAUACCAUGAAGUGAAUGGAGUGUCAGAAAGUGAAAAGAAACCUGUAGAUAGUGAUAACUCUAGUGAUUCAGAAAGUAAUAAACCAGAGGUGGAGAAGGAAAAUGUGAUUCAUCUGGUGUCUGUGGAUAAAUUGAAAACAGAGUACAUAACGCAUGCCACACAUCAAUCUCAACUUGAACAACAGCCACCCAAAGACAGUAUCCUAGAAAGAAUCAAUCUGAAAAGUUUGAAAACAGAGUACAUAACGCAUGCAGCACACAAGUCACAACAAGAACAGGCACCAAAAGAUAGCAUCUUAAAGGCCAUUGACCUGAAGAGUAUGGCAUCAACAUACAUUGAGCAUGUACAACAUUCGGAUCAACGUCUUUUAACACCCUCUCGUGGGGUUGUACGGACAGGUGUGGACAUACAUUCUCUUAGACGAUUUUACCAGACUGACAAAAACAAAGAUGAAAAACCAGCACCUUCUCGAGGAGUCAUUCAAACAGGAGUCAACAUUUCAAAGCUUAUGUCAAGCUUUACAGAAAGCCAGAAGAAUCAUGUAAGCAUUGUUGAAAAAGAACCACUGGAGGAGGUCAAACCAUCGGUCAACAGAGCUAAAGUAGCGAGAACUUUCAGUCAGGGCCAAAAGGAUGAAAAAGAAACCCUGUGCAGGAUUUGUGGUAAACAUGUUUACCUUAUGGAUAAGAUUAAAGCAGAGAAGAGUGCUUUUCACAAGUUAUGCUUCCGAUGCAAGGAGUGCAACAAGGCUUUGAAUGUAGACACCUAUUCUUCCCAUGAAGGUGAGAUUUACUGCAAGCCUCAUUUCAGAGAACUGUUUCGACCCAAAGCAAACUUUGAGGAAGAUUCUGGACCAAUGACCAGUGACAUCCAGGAGGUAGAAGCAAAACCAAAGAAAUUUGAGAUGAUAAUCCGUGAAAAUGUUCCAGAAGAACUACCUCCAGAUGUUGUUCGAUCUGACACCAAAGUUGAGGUAGACUUACCCUCAGUGCCAGACCUGACUGGUAUAAGGUCUCGCUUUGAAUCUCCCCAGGAAGAGAUUCAUUACGCUUCUAUCGCAGACAAGUUCUCUUUGCAGAGAACUGAAAGUGUUAUGCAGCGUCUAGCAAAGUAUCAAUCUGCUGUAUCUGGUGAAGAAAAUGGUGAAAUCUUAGGAUCUAGUGAAGAUGAGGAUUAUGAUCCCUCAGUUGUUAGAGAAAGCAAAAAGAAAGAAAAGGUUAAAUUUGUGGAAAUGUCAAACUUGAAAUCCCAAUGGGAAAGUGGGAAUGUUGGAAAACCUGAAGCUAAAGGUGCAGAUACAAAGGAUGAACUCAACAAGCUGCGGCAGAAGAUGUGUUUGGGAAGGUCAGAGUCGAAAAGGGCACUUUAUGAACGUGCAUGCAAAGAAGCUGAAAGUAACUUGGCUUCCAAAUCAGCAUCUGUCGAGUUAGGCAAUGAAGUGAAAACAGUAAACAUUAAAGAGAAGUUUGAAAAAGGUGAACUGGAGAGUGAAUUGGAACAAGAAAAACAAGAAAAAGCUCGACGAGAAAAAGAAGAAGAUUUUAGUGUCUUUAGUGAAACAGGCACUGCAGCAGGAGCAAGAUCACUUUUCAAACAGAUUGAUGCCACAACUGUUUCGUCCUCAUCAGUUAAAUCACCUUCUGCUGAUCAAAAACGGGCUAGAGAAGUGCCUAUAUCCACAGUGUCUCCCACAAGAGAUGCUGAUGUUGUCAAAUGUAGUGACCCAGUUUCUAAAGAUGAAAUUGAAGUUGAUCCUACUCAGCUUACUCAACGUUUCCACUUCUUUGAAAACUACAAAGAGGAAUCAAAAGAAAGGAAACGAUUCCAGAUUACUCCUCCACGAGAAACUAAAAAAGAAGAAUCUCCUGUAAGAGAAAUUGAAAGAGAUCCCAACAUUGUACGAUCUUCAGAUGCUGCUGAUGAAGUUAUCGUUACUGACACUGCUAAGAAGAUGCUAAACAAGUUUAAGCAGUUGGAGAAUCAGUCUGACAGUGGUGAUGUCCCAGCUGGUCCCAAGCCAGUAAAACGUAUCACUCCACCACGAGAGUACACGAAGAUUGACGAUGAACACGAGCCUUCACCAGAACCAGAAAGAGAUCCCAACAUAAUUCUCUGCAGCUACAAAAAUGAAGAUGACAUUGCAUGGGACACUGAAAAAGCUAAGAAUCUUCGGGCUAAGUUUGAGCAUUGGCAACCUGAUGCUGAACAAGAUAGCACUAAAAAUGAAAAUGAAUUCCUACCAGAAACUGAUACAGCUAAGAACUUGAGGGCAAAGUUUGAAGCUAUUCGGGAAGAAAGCAUAAAGCCAAAAGAGAAACCAAAACCCAGAGUGAGGAGAUUUGUAGACUUAGGUUCACCUUCGGGAGAAGACUGUGAUGUCUGUGGGAAGCGAUUAUACCCUGUGGAAAAGAUGGAGGCUAGCGGGAUUAAAUUCCAUCGGAACUGUUUUCGCUGCACGCAUUGUAACAGUAUGUUAAGGCUGGAAAAUUACACAACUGGUGGAGGAAAACUUUACUGCAGUCCACACUUCAAGCUUCUUUCCAUUUCAAAGUCAACCCAUGAAACUGUAUCUGAAAUGGGUCACGAAACUGCAUCCGAAACAGGCCAUGAAGCUGUAUCUGAAAUGGGUCACGAAACUGCAUCCGAAACAGGCCAUGAAGCUGUAUCUGAAAUGGGUCAUGAAACUGCAUCCGAAACAGGCCAUGAAGCUGCAUCUGAAAUGGGUCACGAAACUGCAUCCGAAACAGGCCAUGAAACUGAACAUGAUAUUUUAUCAGAAAGUGGCCAUGAGGAUGAACUCAAACCAACCAAGACUGAAGUUAGUAAUGAAUUUCAGGAGACAGUCAAUGCUGCUGGUGUUGAUGAGGCAGCAUCAUAAGUACAUCUGUUUAUUUUUGUCACUUUAGAUUGUUAGACAUAAAAGCGAGAUUCGAUGACGAGGAACCCACUUUGAGACUAAUAAUGGCUGGAGACGGCUUGAAUGGGUAAUGAAGAAAAACUUUAAUAUAAGUUUAA